Messenger RNA from Jatropha curcas, 480 nucleotides. The record is from RefSeq and is a predicted model, not a curated record. NCBI's taxonomy places the organism in Eukaryota, Viridiplantae, Streptophyta, Magnoliopsida, Malpighiales, Euphorbiaceae.
AUGUUAGGGCGAUAUCAAAGUAAUCCCGAGAUAAACCAUUGGAAAGCUGCAAAGAAAGUACUUAAGUAUUUAAAAGGCACCAAGGAUCAUAUACUCACCUAUAGAAAAUCCAGCCAUCUAGAAGUGGUGGGAUACUCGGAUUCAGACUAUGCCGGUUGUGAAGAUUCAAGAAAAUCUACAUUUGGCUACUUGUUUCUCCUAGCUUUAGGAGCAGUUUCAUGGAAAAGUGGAAAGCAGUCAGUCAUUGCUACUUCCACAGUGGAGGUUAAAUUUGUGGCAUGCUUUGAGGCCACUGUUCACGCAUUGUGGUUGCGCAACUUUGUCUCAAGUCUAGGCAUUGUCGACAGUAUAACUAGACCAUUGAGAAUUUACUAUGAUAAUUCCGCAGCUGUUUUCUUCUCUAAGAACGAUAGGUAUUCUAAGGGUACAAAGCACAUGGAUUUAAAGUACCUAUUAAGGGUACAAAGCACAUGGAUUUAA